This is a messenger RNA of Paramormyrops kingsleyae, 3991 nucleotides long. RefSeq names its product polymerase (DNA directed) kappa (gene polk). Gene Ontology annotation, molecular function: DNA-directed DNA polymerase activity; damaged DNA binding. Gene Ontology annotation, cellular component: nucleus. NCBI's taxonomy places the organism in Eukaryota, Metazoa, Chordata, Actinopteri, Osteoglossiformes, Mormyridae. The record is from RefSeq and is a predicted model, not a curated record. Gene Ontology annotation, biological process: error-prone translesion synthesis.
UCACAUUCAUAGGUUCAUUAAAUUGCGAUUUUCUAGGUUCCUCCAAGCUCGCAGAUUCGCAUACGUUCUGAGGGUCGUGGCUUGUGGCAUCACGAGGCUGUGACGUUAGCUUGGAGGCGUGUCUCUCCGCGAAAUCCAGGAAGUACUUUCAUGUUGGCGCGUGUUGGGGAGAAACAGCGGCGAAACGACGACAUGAUUUCAAACCCCAAAAAGAAAGAGCGAUCCGGCGAAUUGGUGUGCUACUUAGAUUGUAUUUCAGAUGUGAAAUGCUUCUCUCCAGCAUUUUGAGUGUGACAAUCAGUUUGUCUCUAGCCAAACUAUCAUACCUGACGUUUUGCGUAUUUAUUUCACAGGCUGUUGUAUUCUCUGACUUUGUCAGAUAGCAUGCUAAGUGGGUUACAUUGGCUAAUUGAAUUCUGUUAGUCAAAUGCUGCGAAUUUAUGAAACAUAGCAUACGAUGCAUCUCCUUGAUUAUAUAGGUAUUACGAGGGAAAUAUAGACACUGUGGUUUUAGUUGUGCUGACGAGAAAGCCUAAACUGUCUGCCUAUUCAACAUUAGCAGUAGUUCACCUAGAAUCGGCCUGUGGAAAAAGUGACAGCAUGGAAGCGAAAAACACAGCCGAUACUUUGGGGAGCGGUUUCCUGUCCAGAAUGGCUCUUAAUGACAACAAAGCUGGUAUGGAGGGAUUAGACCGGGACAAAAUCAACAAGAUUAUCAUGGAGGCAUCCAAGGGCUCCAAGUUUUAUGAAAACGAGCUGAAGAAGGAACAGCAGGUGAACCAGCGCAUCGGGAGGAUGAUGAAGCAGGCGGCUCAGAUUACAGAGCAGCAGCUCCAGAGUGCCCAGGCACAGGUAGACAAGCUGACGGCUGUGCUGGAAAGGGGGCGGGAGUUGGGUCGAGUCAUCGUGCAUGUGGAUAUGGACGCGUUCUACGCCGCUGUGGAGAUGAGGGAUCGCCCUGAGCUGAAGGAGAAACCUAUGGCAGUCGGCUCUUGGAGCAUGCUGUCAACCUCCAAUUAUCAUGCAAGGAAGUUUGGAGUUCGUGCAGCGAUGCCUGGUUUUAUAGCUAAAAAGCUUUGCCCAAACCUGAUCAUUGCCCCCCUGAAUUUUGAUAAGUACAGAGCAGUGAGCUUAGAGGUACGCGAGAUCUUCGCGGAAUAUGAUGAGAACUUUCUGGCCGUGAGUCUGGAUGAGGCGUACCUGGACGUCACCGAUCACCUGGUGCAGAGACUGAGCUGGCCGGACUCCAUGAGGACACACCUCCUGCGCUCAGCAGGCGAUGGGGAAAGGAAGGAGUCGGUGGAGCAGCCAGCGCCCGAUGAUCUAUCCCCGGUUCUGUUUGAGGACAGUCCCACUGCAUCAGCCAGCCCCUGUGACGCAGUAGGCGCAGUCGUGUUUGGGACGAGCGCCGAAGAGGCGGUGCGAGAGAUGCGCUUCCGGAUCGAGCAGAAGACGGCACUGACAGCCAGUGCAGGCAUUGCCCCAAAUAUGAUGCUGGCAAAGGUUUGCAGUGACAAGAACAAACCAAACGGCCAGUACAGGAUCCCAGCCGAGCGGCAGACAGUGAUGGACUUCAUCCAGGAUCUCCCCAUUCGCAAGGUGCCAGGUAUUGGAAAGGUGACUGAGAAGAUGCUGAGUUCUCUGGGAAUCACCACCUGUGCCGAGCUCCGUCAGAAGGGGGCGCUGCUCUCCCUGCUUUUCUCUGAAACUUCCUGGCAUCAUUUCCUGCAGAUCUCAUUAGGCUUGGGAUCCACAAAUGUGGAAAGGGAUGGUGAAAGAAAAAGCAUGAGCACAGAAAGGACAUUUGCUGAAAUGAGCGAUGCAGAGGAACAGUACGGUUUAUGUCGUGGACUCUGUAGAGACCUGUCCCAGGAGCUGCAGAAGGAGGGCCUAAAGGGCAAAACUGUGACCGUGAAGUUGAAGAAUGUUAACUUUGAGGUGAAGACCAGAGCUUUGACCCUGUCAUCCGUGGUAUCCACAGAGGAGGAGAUCUUUGCUGCCGCUAAGGAUCUCCUGAAGGCUGAGAUUGACCAUGUUAGCCCCCAUCCUCUCAAGCUGAGGCUUAUGGGUGUUCGGCUGUCUGGGUUUGUCAGCACAGAUGACAAGAAACCCCUUCAGAAGAGCAUCAUCGGCUUUCUGCGUACAGGCCAGUCAGAAUCGGGAGGAGCUACUCAACACAUAAGCCUUGAACACGGGGUCACUAAUGUCAGUCCAGAGAAGUCUUCCAACCUGAUGCACCCAGACGCACUGUGCAAUCGACCGGCAGCCAAUCUUCGUUUGGCUGAGCAGCUCAGUACUGGCCAGACGAAUCAGGAAGUUUCAAAGCCAGAGUCGGGACCUAAGAGAAACCCGGAGUCUUUCUUCCAGAGGGCACACAGGCUCCGGCUACAGGCCAAUCAGCAGGAAUUCCCAGGCGUUAGUGAUACUGGUCACGUCUUACUGAAUCCAGUAAGGACAGAGUGCUUCACGUGUCCUGUGUGCUUUAGGGAGCAGGAAAGCAUGGACCUGGAGAUGUUUAACAGACAUGUGGACAAGUGCCUUAGUGGGUCCUCCAACGCACCCGAGGAGAAAGGUGGCAGUGUAGACGCAGUGGGGGACUGUGUGGAAGGAGAAGGGAGCUGGCAGGUACAUCUGAGUAAUGCAAGCCAAGACGUCACUGAUCAAAGGAAGGGCAGCAGCAAACCCCAUGGAGCCUCGGGGCCGAACAGCACGCAUCCGCAAGCCAAUGUAGACAGACAGCCUGUGGGGCCCGCUGCCCCUAGUGGACGGCUAUUUAAACGAACAGAAAAAAGGGAACCCAGCCUCUGUGUUCCUGGACCUUCGGGUUCUGGCUUCCAGGAUCCAAGCAGGCGUGCCGCCGCUUCUCACACCAUUGUUACUGAGGCUCAUGGUUGCCAUGGAGAUGACAGGAAAAGCACAUCUGUUGGAGAGACUCCUGCUGAGGCAGCGCGUUUGGAUCCCCGAAACCCGAAUCUCGUCUGCCCUGUCUGCAGCGUGCCGCAAGAUACCACCGACCUCGUCGUCUUUAACCGUCACGUGGACGUUUGUCUCAGCCAGGGUAUCCUGCAGGAGCUUGGCCAACACGUAACAGUGAGCAAACCCAGCAAUCCAUCAUGCACCAGAGUCAAAGGAUUUUCCAGAGAAUUCCCAAGAUCUGACAGCACAUCAAGAGCUUCUGACUCAAGAGGCAAACACAAACGGGAGGGGUCACCGCCCCCACCUGCUCCCCAUAAGAGAGCCAAAGCUGUGGGUUCCCUGAACACUAUUGACAAGUUUUUCAGGUAAAGUUUGUGGGAAAACAGCAAUUGGAAAAUCAACAGGAUACUCAGUGCCCAUCGGCCUACAUCCUGGACUCGACAUACCGUAUCAUUCAGGGAAGCGGCAUAUGUAGACAUGUUGGAUUCUCACCUAAUUUAACUAUCAAACCGCGGCAAUGACUUUCUUUUCCACUGUGCAAUGAGAAAUGAACUAUUGACAGUUCAAAUGUACACUAGAUCACUUUAUGACAUUAUUUAUUCUCUUAAAAAUUAUCAUUAUUAUUAUUAUUGGUACAAAAUCAAAGUUAUGUAUUUCGUAUCAAACUAAAAUUUUAUAUACAGUAGCAGGUUAGACAGAAUGUUUUGCUAAGGAAUUGUGUUUGCAAUAAGUUGUGAGAUAAUGAAGCAAGCUUUCAUGGUGCUUGGGUAGGAAUGAUACUUGUGCUGACCUGUGCACUGCAGCUUUACCUUGGUAGUCUUGCUGUAUCUUGGUUUAUGAAAUGAAAUGAGGGAUGCUGUCUUAGUUCUGUGCUUUUCUCUUGAAGGAUUCAGUAUCAUUUCAUGUCUUAUUAAUGCUGUAGUAUUUUGAAUGCCUAGGUUUUAGAUAUGUGUACUUUUAUUGCAGUGAAAUAUGUUAUUGCAGUAAAAAUAAAAAAUGGGUAAACCUGCUUUCUGUGAAAUGUAUUCAAUAAAAACACAUGACUCCAAUAAAAAUGAAAUGUAUGUAAAAAUUC